AUGCCAGUACCCGUAUCGAAUGCCAACUAUUUUGAGGUCUUAGAUCUCCAACCCGAUAAUGCUGGCAUUGAGGAUAUCAGAGGCGCAUACAAGAGGCUUGCUUUGAAGUGGCACCCUGACCGCCAUACUACUGAUAAAGAAGAGGCACAACAGAAGUUUGUUGAGAUCAACGAAGCUUACAAGACACUUUUAGAUGCAUUUGAACGUCAGAGUCGUCAUACAUCAUCUCAGUCUAAAGCUCGUCAUCGCUCCCCAACUCCGAGUGCCGCUUCGUCUUGCAAUGAGAGCAAAUCCGCUGGUUCAGAGUCUGGUACCAAGAGCACGCAGGAUGACAACGAACAACCGGCAGAAGAGCAGGCUCAACGCCCCACACAUCCUACCUCGCCUCCAGCAUCUCCUAAGAGCAAGCCUCAGAACUGUAGUUCCCCCAAUUCUGGGGAUUCUUCAUCCGCACAUUCAAAGACGGGGAAUCGUGGGCAAUCGCCGUCCCGUCCAACGCAUGAUGAGCAGCCGCAGCCAUCGUCAUCACAAUUUAGGAAUGACUCGCGUGGACAUGCUGCUUCUCAUAAUUCUAGCAACAAUUCACAUGGUUGUUCAUCAUCCUCACAUUCCAAAAUGAACUCCGAUGCACAGUCAACCUUCUCAUCCGCCAAGCAUGAUUCAGAUGCUCAUACAUGUCACUCGUCGCAUGCUCCUCAGGAAGCUCAUAAACGGCAUACACGCUCUCGAAAGCGGCACACACACCAGUGGUCCGAGGAUGGCGAUUAUCAGCACAGGGCUGCUGAGACCUCGCCAAAACGAUCGAAGCUUGACGAGGAUAUGAUCGACUACGAGAUCAUCAACCUUGGAACACCCAUUGCACCACUUCGUUCGCACGGAUCGAAAGGACAACUUUCAGAAGACUGGGCCUUUCCGCUGCAUCUUACACUCGAAGACAUCUACUUCGGAACGACACAUCGUUACCGAAUCACGCGUACUCUGCAGUCUGAGAGCACGCAAAGCGUCAAAAUUGAUGUUCGCGUCUCGCCCCGCUGGCGUAAUGGUACUCGUGUGCGCGUGGCGGGAGCUGGGAACCAACGAAAGGACGGGACGUUUCAAGACAUCGUCUUCAUUGUGGAGGAGGAGCCGCAUCCACGGUUCAAGCGCGUCCAUGAUGAUCUGGUCGUUUCGGUGCAAGUUCCGUGGAUAGAUGUGCGUCCUUGCCCGCGUGUGUAUCCGUCACGGGGAGACUGCGAGAAAUCCGUACGGGAGGACGAGCUGUACGUGCAAGGGUUUGACGGGGAGGAGUACGUGCUGUCCAUCCCACGAACACUUGUUGAAGGUGCGGACGGGACGCGCAUCAUUGGCGCCGGGAUGCCUAUCCACCAGGGCGGGAAGAUUGCGGGGAAAGGCGAUUUGAUUGUCAAAUGGGAUUUUGUGUUCCCAAAUGUGGAAGGUGCCCAACGUUCACGAUGGCAAGGCCUGAAGAAGGCGAUGUACUGGAGAUCAUGA
This is a messenger RNA of Fibroporia radiculosa, 1491 nucleotides long. RefSeq lists its product as uncharacterized. The transcript has 6 exons. The record is from RefSeq and is a predicted model, not a curated record. The coding region runs from base 1 to 1491 and encodes 496 amino acids. Gene Ontology annotation, molecular function: protein-folding chaperone binding. Gene Ontology annotation, biological process: translational initiation. Lineage: Eukaryota; Fungi; Basidiomycota; Agaricomycetes; Polyporales; Fibroporiaceae. Gene Ontology annotation, cellular component: cytosol.